UAAAUGAUCUGUGAAAAAUAUUAAAGUAAUACUGAGAAAUGAAACAACAGUGGGGAAUCAAUAAUAAUAUACUGAAAAGAAGUGGAAUAACUAUUUGUCAGCGACAAAUUCAUUGGUCAGUAAAUUUUUAUCAGUGUCGAUAAUACUGGUUGUACGUGAGGAACAUCAUACGAGAUAAAUAGAUAGUCAAUACCAUAUUCAUUUAAAUGUUAACGUCAGACUAAAAAAUUUAUUCAGUAGCAUAUUGAACGAUGGAUAAACCAAAAGAGAUUAACAAUGCUAAUUCCAUUGAAUCUACCAAGACAAUACUCAAUACUAUAAAUCAUUCAUUAAUUGUUUUAACUCUUGGUUACAUUAUAUAUCUGAUUAAUUUUACAUUUUCAAAAAUUAAUAUUCACGUUUUGUGUUGUACAAUUGGGUAUGUGUUGUUAAUGUCUGAAUCUUUGAUGGUUUUAACAAAUGAAAAUAUAUGGUCACGUAAAAUAACGAAUUAUCGUAAUCGUUCACAUUUUCAUUGGGUGCUUCAAGCACUUGGUGCAAUUAUUAGUAUUAGUGGAGUUGUUAUUGAAUACAUAGGUAGAAAUGAAAAAAAUAAACCACAUUUAAGUUCAAUUCAUUCAAUUGUUGGUUUUAUAUCAAUCAUUAUAAUGUGCAUAAUGUGUUUAUCUGGUGCAACAAUGUUUUAUACAAUGAAAUUAAAAAAAUUAUUACGUCCAGUUGUUAUUAAGUUUAUUCAUGAACUACUUGGUAUAACAUGUUUCACACUUGGUAUGAUUGCUGAGUGUUAUGGUUUUAAUAAAAGCUGGAUGAGAUAUAAAGCCGGUGAUUAUAUUGCUGUACUUGCUAUUAUUUUAGUUAUAAUAAUAACUUCAAUAUGUAUCAUGCGACCAAUUAAAUCACUUUUACGUAAUUUUUUUGUUGUCAUCAGACAAAAUUAAUGUUUAUUAAUUUUUUUUUUUAUAUAUGUAUAAUAAAAAGUUUAAUAAUUUUUAUUAACCAACAUUAUAAAUGUUUUUAAUUAUUUUUUUUUUCUCCAUAUUUUAAUUUUAUUAUUUUUAGCUUUUAAUUAUUAUUUUAUAAUUUAUUCACAAAAGAAAAAAAAAAA
This is a messenger RNA of Aphidius gifuensis, 1105 nucleotides long. Its product is annotated as transmembrane reductase CYB561D2-like. Gene Ontology annotation, molecular function: transmembrane monodehydroascorbate reductase activity. The coding region runs from base 252 to 938 and encodes 228 amino acids. The transcript is spliced from 2 exons. NCBI's taxonomy places the organism in Eukaryota, Metazoa, Arthropoda, Insecta, Hymenoptera, Braconidae. The record is from RefSeq and is a predicted model, not a curated record.